Molecule: messenger RNA, 6044 nt
Organism: Ziziphus jujuba (common jujube)
Lineage: Eukaryota; Viridiplantae; Streptophyta; Magnoliopsida; Rosales; Rhamnaceae
Product: proteasome activator subunit 4
Exons: 35
Coding region: 446-5902 (1818 amino acids)
Biological process (GO): proteasomal ubiquitin-independent protein catabolic process
Cellular component (GO): cytosol; nucleus
Molecular function (GO): proteasome binding; peptidase activator activity
Source: RefSeq, a predicted model, not a curated record
AAUGAGAUUGAAAAUUACAUGAACGGAAUUGGGAAGCACUGAAAAGUCAAAAACUACUGAGGAAGGAAACCAGCGGUGCAGGUAGCCAGUCACCCACACAACCCCUUCUCCAAGUCUCUCUGUUUUUAUGUAUUUUUUAUUUGGUGAAUUGUGAAGAAGGUGAAGAAAAAAAUCUGAAUUUCUCAAAAAUCCCAAUUUUUUUUCUUCUUUUGGCAAAGUAUCAAUCUGUCACUUUCUAUCGACACCCAGAGGUUUUCUUUUUCUUGUUAGAAAAGAAAACAUUAUGUGAAACCAUUAAAGCUUUCUGUCUCUCCCUCUUUCUCUUCACAAAGUCAGUCUUUUUCUUUUUCUCUAUCUUCUUCUUUCCCAUUUUUCCCGAUUUGCCAGAAAAUUUCUCUGGCUGCUUUUGCUGUUUUUUGCUACCGACUUUCCACACUGCCAGAAUAUGCAUCUCUACAAUGCAUGGCUUCCUCCGCCGGUGGCCGAAGAAACCAAGAGAGAGAAGGACUCAUUUGCUCGCGUGGUUUCCUCUGUUAGGAAUUCAUACAGAACCGACGAUCCCGAUUCCGUUUACUCCACUCUCAAAUGGGUUUCCGUCAUCGACCUUUUCACAAAGGCAAAAAGUGAAAUAUCUUUGGAAGAUGUCAAUGCUAUCGUUGAGAUUGGAUUAGAAUUGUUUGGAAUAUCACAGAACAAGCUUUAUGCCCAGGUUAGAUGGGGAAAUAUGUUAGUCAGGGUACUUAACAAGUAUCGGAAGAAGUUGUCCUUGAAAGUUCCAUGGCGGCCCUUUUAUGAUACUCUAAUCCAUACUCAUUUCAGCAGAAAUGCUGGUCCAGAAGGUUGGAGGUUGAGACAAAGGCAUUUUGAGACUAUUACUUCCCUUGUCCGGUCCUGCCGGAGGUUUUUCCCACCAGGUUCUGCAUUUGAGAUAUGGUCUGAGUUUAGAUCGUUAUUGGAGAACCCGUGGCAUAAUUCAUCCUUUGAUGGAUCGGGAUUUGUGAGACUGUUUCUUCCUACAAACUUGGACAACAAGGAUUUCUUUUCACAGGAUUGGAUUAAAGAGUGUAUGAAUCUGUGGGAAUCUAUACCAAACUGUCAAUUCUGGAAUAGUCAAUGGGCAGCCAUUGUUGCUCGUGUUGUAAAAAACUACGACUUUAUUGACUGGGAAUGCUUUUUACCCACACUUUUCACUAGAUACUUAAAUAUGUUUGAGGUUCCUGUGGCAAAUGGAAGUGGAUCCUUCCCCUUUGCUGUGGAUGUUCCCAGAAACACAAGGUUCUUGUUCUCAAAUAAAACAAUGACCCCUGCAAAGGCCAUUGCAAAGUCAAUUGUGUAUUUAUUAAAACCUGGUAGCAAGUCACAGGAGCAGUUUGAGAAAUUGGUCAACCUCUUAGAACAAUACUACCACCCCUCUAAUGGUGGCCGCUGGACCUAUUCAUUAGAGCGAUUUUUGCUCCAUUUGGUAAUUUCAUUCCAAAAACGCCUACAGAAUGAACAACUGAACAGUGAUAGCAGCAAGCCUGCUGACCAUUUUCUAGGAAGAUCAGAAAGGAAGUCUUUUGUCAAUGUGUUGCUGAAGUUAAUUGAUCGUGGUCAAUAUAGCAAAAAUGAACAUCUUUCUGAGACAGUUGCUGCUGCCACUUCAAUCUUGUCUUAUGUGGAGCCUACCUUGGUCCUGCCUUUUGUUGCAUCUAGGUUCCAUAUGGCUUUGGAAACGAUGACUGCAACCCAUCAAUUAAAAAUUGCACUGGUGUCAGUAGCAUUUGUUGGGCGUUCUCUAUGUCUCACGUCCCUGUCAGAUUCAGAUUCUGCAGCAGCAACAAUUGAUCUUGGUAGUGAUGGUGCUUUAACUGAUCUUCUGAUGGCUUCAUUGUCCAAUGCGUUACUUGGUAUGGAUGCCAAUGAUCCUCCUAAAACCUUGGCAACCAUGCAAUUAAUUGGUUCCAUAUUUUCCAAUUUGGUUUCAUUGGAUGAUGAUAUAGAUUCACUACCCUUCAUGCCAAUGCUUCGUUUUUCUGAAUGGCUGGAUGAGUUCUUAUGUCGCUUAUUUUCCUUGCUUUUACACUUGGAACCCAGCAGCGUUAUGAAUGAAGGUAUACACUUAUCAGCAUUAUCAGGAACUUUUCUGGUUGAGGAUGGUCCAUACUAUUACUGCAUGCUUGAGAUCUUAUUUGCAAGACUUUCAAAACCUCUGUAUAAUCAGGCCUUGAGGAAGAUCUCCAAAUUUGUGAGGACAAAUAUUCUUCCUGGGGCAAUAGCAGAGGUUGGACUGCUUUGUUGCGCAUGUGUUCAUUCAAACCCAGAAGAGGCAGUUACUCAACUUGUUGAGCCUAUUUUGGUUUCUGUUUUAUCCUCUUUAAAAGGAAUACCUGUCACUGGAUUUGGAGGAAGCGGGAUAUCAAAUGCCCCAGUUUCAACCAAGGCAAAACCUACGAUCUCUCCAGCUCUUGAAACAGCAGUGGAAUACCAAAUGAAAUUAUUAUCAAUUUCUAUUAGCUAUGCAGGCAGUGCAGUUCUCCGCUUCAAGGAUCAGUUAAAAGAAGCUAUUGGCUAUGCUUUUGAGUCACCAUCUUGGAAGAUCAAUGGAGCCAGUGAUCAACUUCUUCGAUCCCUCCUUGGAUGCCUGAUUUUUUACUAUCCUAUUGAUCAGUACAAGUGUAUUUUGCAUCAUCCAGAUACUGCUGCAUUGGAGGCAUGGAUUGGCACAAAAGAUUAUUCUGAUGAUAAACUGUUGAUGGGACCGAAGUGGCACAUCCCAAGUGUUGAAGAAGUUCAGUUUGCAAAUGAACUUUUGGACCUUCAUUUUCGUUCAGCUUUGGAUGAUCUGUUGAGAAUAUGCCAAACUAAAAUGCAUACUGAUCCAGGAGAUGAGAAAGAGCACUUAAAAGUGACUCUUUUGCGUAUAGAUUCUGCAUUGCAAGGUGUUUUGUCUUGCUUACCUGAUUUCAGACCAUCCACUAGAAAUGGGAUGGUUGAAGAUUCAGGUCAUGGUUCUUUUUUGAUAGCUGGAGCAACUGGUUCGAGUGUUGGCAGUACUGAAUUGCGGGAAAAAGCUGCUGAGAUUAUUCAUACGGCUUGCAAAUACUUAUUAGAGAAAAAAUCAGAUGACAGCAUACUUUUGAUACUCAUUAUUCGUAUAAUGGAUGAUUUAGGAAACUAUGGAAUUUUGGAAUAUGAUGAGUGGGCACAUCACAGGCAAGCUUGGAAGUUAGAAUCUGCUGCUAUAAUAGAACCUCCAAUAAAUUUCAUUGUGUCAUCUCAUUCUAAAGGAAAAAGAAGGCCUAGGUGGGCACUUAUUGACAAGGCAUACAUGCAUAAUACAUGGAGAUCAUCACAGUCAUCCUAUUAUCUAUAUCACACUGAUGGGAAUUUCUGUCCAUCAGACCAUUUGAACCUUUUGAUAGAAGAUCUUCUAAACCUGUCCUUGCACAGCUAUGAAACUGUUCGUGCGCUUGCUGGAAAAUCUCUUUUAAAGAUGCUCAAGAGAUGGCCAUCUAUGAUUUCAAAGUGUGUUCUCACUUUAACUGAGAACUUACGGAAUCCCAAUUCACCAGAAAAUGCUGUGCUAGGUUCUUGCUCAAUACUUGCCACACAAGUUGUUCUCAAGCAUUUGACAAUGGAUCAAAAGGCAUUCUUUUCAUUUAUUCUUGGGAUUCUUUCGAGCUCUCAUCAUGAAUCACUGAAAACCCAGAAAGCAAUUAAUGAGCUUUUUGUCAAAUACAACAUCCACUUUUCUGGAGUAUCUAGAAGCAUUUUUGGGACAUCCAAGGAUCACCCAGAUGGUCAGGAUUUUGCGGAUUUGGUUUGUCAGAUUGGUUCUAUGAGUUUUGAUUCUACUGGCUUACACUGGAGGUACAAUCUGAUGGCUAAUCGAAUUCUGCUCCUGUUGGCUAUGGCAUCAAGGAAUGAUCCAAAUUCUUCUUCUAAUAUUCUGAGUGAAACUGCUGGUCAUUUUUUGAAAAAUUUGAAAAGUCAACUUCCUCAGACAAGAAUACUUGCCAUCUCAGCUUUAAAUACUCUAUUAAAAGAAUCACCUUAUAAGCUUUCGCCUGGAGAACAGACUGUUCUUUCUGGGAACAAGCAAGGACAUAAAAAAUCAUCCCUCGAAGAAGAAUUAACUCAAAUUUUUAUGGAGAAUGGAUUCUUUACUGAGACUUUGAACAGUCUUUCUCAUGUUCAUAUAACUACUGACAUGGAAAACACUUCUUCGAGAGGAAAUUAUGGGAAUUCUUCUUUCCAGAGUCUAGCAGACAAGUCAAUUACUCGCUUUUAUUUUGACUUUUCAUCUUCAUGGCCGCGCACUCCUAGUUGGAUCUCUUUAUUAGGAUCUGACAACUUUUACUCAAACUUUGCUCGGAUUUUCAAGCGUCUCAUACAAGAAUGUGGCAUGCCUGUUUUAUUGGCACUUAAAAGUUCAUUAGAAGAGUUUAUAAUUGCCAAGGAAAGAUCUAAGCAAUGCGUUGCUGCUGAAGCAUUUGCUGGGGUAUUGCAUUCUGAUGUCAAUGGUCUUUUAGGAGCAUGGGACAGCUGGAUGAUGGACCAGCUGCGGAAUAUCAUUCUAUCACAGUCGGUAGAAUCGAUACCUGAAUGGGCAGCUUGUAUACGUUAUGCGGUUACUGGGAAAGGAAAGUAUGGAACAAGGGUCCCUCUUUUGAGGCAGCAUAUACUUGAUUGUUUGGCCACAACUUUACCAUCAACAGUAACUACCACUAUAGUUGCCAAACGCUAUGCAUUUCUUUCAGCAGCACUUAUAGAAAUAUCCCCACAAAAGAUGCCAGUAGCUGAAAUUCAGCUCCACUAUAAACUUCUCGAUGAGCUGCUUGGUAGCAUGUGCCAUUCAUCUGCUCAAGUGAGGGAAGCAAUAGGAGUUACUCUUUCUGUUUUAUGCUCUAAUAUUCGGCUUCAUGCAUCAUUUGAUCAUGAUUGUUCGCAUGAGGCAGAAAAUAAGGAAGUAAAUAACCAGCUUAAAGAGAAACUUUGGGUUCAAUUUCUAGUAGAACGAGCAUCUGAAGUGGUAAUGAAUAUUCAGCAUACCAAUCAGUCCGACAGCUCAGAAAGCAAAAUGAAUACAAGUUAUCAAAAUGGGAUACUGAAUGGUGAUUCACAAGAUGAUGCCAAAUGGAUGGAAACGCUUUUCCAUUUUAUCAUCUCAUCUUUGAAGUCUGGAAGGUCUUCAUAUUUGCUGGAUGUGAUCGUGGGACUUCUCUAUCCCGUGAUAUCCUUGCAGGAUACUUCAAAUAAAGAUUUGUCAACCUUGGCAAAGGCAGCUUUUGAAUUGCUAAGGUGGAGGAUUAUCUGGGAACCUCAUCUUCAGGAUGUUGUAACUGUGAUUCUUUCUUCAGCGAAUGAUUCCAACUGGCGAAUUAGAUCUGCGACAUUGACGUAUCUACGUACUUUUAUGUACAGGCACACAUUCAUUCUUUCAAACGCGGAGAAACAACAAAUCUGGGAAACUGUAGAAAAGCUACUUAUAGACAACCAAGUUGAGGUAAGGGAGCAUGCAGCUGCAGUUUUAGCAGGGCUAAUGAAGGGUGGGGAUGAAGAUCUAGCUAAGGGCUUUCGUGAUAAGGCAUACAAGCAAGCAAGUAAUCUUCAGAGGAAGAAGAAGAAGAGAAAUUUGAAUUCAAGUCAGUCGAUUGCUUCUACUCAUGGUGCUGUACUUGCUUUGACAGCUUGUGUGUUAUCAGCUCCCUAUGAUAUACCCAGUUGGUUGCCGGAGCAUGUAACAUUACUAGCUCGUUUUGGUGGGGAGCCAUCACCUGUAAAAUCUACAGUUACAAAAGCAGUGGCUGAAUUUCGGCGUACACAUGCUGAUACGUGGAAUAUUCAGAAAGAUUUAUUUACUGAAGAGCAACUUGAGGUUCUUGCCGACACAUCCUCCUCAUCGUCAUAUUUUGCUUGAUCUAGAGAAUAUAUUUGUAUUUUAUAGUAAGAAAAUAGAUAUGGUUGUUACACAUUGAUUGAGAAGUGAUAGCAAGAUAUUAUGUAAUAAUCUAUAUAUAUAUUUUUUUCCUUCACAGUUUAUAAAAUGAGCAUUAUUUACA